GAAAAAGAAGCCGGCCGAAACCUACCAAAUGGCGUGCGUAUCAACACUCCGAAUGGAGCGGCCACGGUCAUGCCGGUAUACAGGCCUGAAGACCUGUUCCGACUGGAUGGACGUACUGUGGUCGUGACCGGAGGGCUUGGCAGCGUCGGUAUGGGCCUCGUCCGGACACUGUCUUAUUACGGAGCCGAUGUGAUUCUGGUCGAUCUCCUUCCGUCGCCAUCGGAGGAAACAUGUGAGGUGUUGAAGACCGUGGCAUCGACUCACAAACGUGAGGUAUCGUACAUCUCAUGCGAUGUGACCAGCGAGGAGAGCGUCCUAGACGCCUUCAAGAAAAUCGAGUCCACCGCUUCGAUUGACAAUUUUCGGAAGAUCAUGGAAAUCAAUGUCACUGGAACCUUCUUGUGUGCCCGAGCGAUGGCGCGGAUUAUGCAUCGUCAAAAGGUAUCCGGAAGCAUUGUCAUGUUCGCCAGUAUGUCCGCAACAAAUGUCAACAAAGGAGUCGAUACUUGCGCGUACAACACAUCAAAGUCGGCUGUCCUGCAGCUCGCCCGCAGCCUGGCUGCAGAAUGGGGCCAUGAUGGCGAGCAUCCCCCGAUUCGGGUGAACACUGUUAGCCCGGGAUAUAUCAUGACGCCAAUGACUCGCCCAACGUUUGAAGAAUUCCCAGAGUUGCAGAAACUUUGGCAGGAAGGAAACAUGCUGGGCCGCAUGUCCACCGUGGACGAGCACCAAUCAUCGGUCGUGUUUUUGUUGUCCGACGGAAGCUCGUACGUGACUGCUACGGACUUGCGAGCCGAUGCCGGUCACUGCUCAUGGUAGAUGGUGGAGAGAGAAUACACCAGUUGUAGAUGUUCCACCUCCAAUGGAUCGAAUCAUGGCCAGAGUCCAAGCCGGACUUGCGGAGCUUAUUCUAAGGCGGGCGAAGGACGAUGCUCACGCUUCAGCCACAUUGUAUUCUAUGACCUGUAGCUAGUCAAAUCCAGAAUGCAAAUUUUCCUUUCCUUG
Molecule: messenger RNA, 1005 nt
Organism: Pseudocercospora fijiensis CIRAD86
Lineage: Eukaryota; Fungi; Ascomycota; Dothideomycetes; Mycosphaerellales; Mycosphaerellaceae
Exons: 5
Coding region: 70-819 (249 amino acids)
Cellular component (GO): intracellular anatomical structure
Molecular function (GO): oxidoreductase activity, acting on NAD(P)H, oxygen as acceptor
Source: RefSeq, a predicted model, not a curated record